Molecule: messenger RNA, 2347 nt
Organism: Diaporthe batatas
Lineage: Eukaryota; Fungi; Ascomycota; Sordariomycetes; Diaporthales; Diaporthaceae
Exons: 4
Coding region: 682-2169 (495 amino acids)
Biological process (GO): transmembrane transport
Cellular component (GO): membrane
Molecular function (GO): transmembrane transporter activity
Source: RefSeq, a predicted model, not a curated record
GUGGCUCUGUGCCGUCAUGUUGGUUUUGAGUGCAGCCCAGCGCAGCGCAGGGGUUCUCCACAAGACCAAAAAAAAAAAGAGGAUCGCCUGCGCCUGGCCGCAACUCUUGGCGGAUUCUCCGCCCUGCGCUGCCCUGCCGCCCCUUUCCAGAAGCAGGCCCUGUGACUGAUGCAGGCAAGAGAGAGAGACAAGAGACAAAGAGCUCGAGCCCCGGCCUCGCCUUGCCAAGAGAGGCCAGUUGACGUCGAAAUACCAGCGAGAAUUCCUGCCCCACAAUGAUGCAGUGUCAUGCCUAGGGCGUAACCCUUUUUCGCCUCCCUCCAAGCAAACGACACCGUCCAAAAACGACACCGCUCAAACGUCACUCGGAUCGUUGGUGGACCUGGUGGCCCGGCCCCGGCCUGGGCGCAGCAGUUGAGUGUACCGUACCAUACCACAACAGAGAGAAGACACAUAUAUCAAAACGCUAUUUGGUCUCUCAGCCGCGUACACCAACUUGAGGUUCUCGAGCAAACUCAACGAGGAGCCAGAAAUCAACCAACACCCAGCCUCGUGCUUCGUGGUCGACCUGCUGCAGGCGCGCGCACCGCCCUGCCAGUGCCAGCGGUGCACCAAAGCAUCACCAGACGGACCCACCCGUUAUAGCUGACGUACAUACACAUACACAAACACCACACCACCAUGUCAUCAACCACGACAGUCGAGCUCCAGGAGGCUGCCCCAGCCCACACCCACGCCCCAAAACUCGACGGGCCACCACAGCCAGGCCGUCCCAGCCAGGACGACGCGGCGACCAUGACAAGCCCAUCCCGCCCAGGCAGGACCCUCGAGAAGGACAGCAACAGCAACAGCAACAGGAGCCCCAGGGGCAGCAGCGACAGGCCGCGCAGCAGCACCAGCCACGGCGCCACAGGCAUCUCGUCCCUCCCGGCCCCGACAACAGUCGCCCACCCCGUCGAGCGGUGGAACCAGUCGCGGCAGAACACGCUACGGGUCCUGGCGGCGUUCUGGUCCCUGCUGGUGAUGGGGAUGAACGACGCCGCCUAUGGGGCCAUCAUCCCGUACCUGGGGUCCUACUACGGGCUCGAGUACACGCUUGUCUCGCUCAUCUUCCUGUCCCCCUUUGUGGGCUACACGCUGUCGGCGCUGCUCAACAACACGAUCCACCAGAAGUUCGGGCAGCGGGGCGUCGCGAUCUUGUGCUCGGGCUGCCACAUCGUCGCGUAUGUCAUCGCGUGCGUGCACCCGCCUUACCCUGUUCUCGUGGUGGUGUAUAUGCUGGCUGGGUUUGGGAACGGGCUGGGUGAUGCUGCCUGGAACGCAUGGAUCGGCAACAUGGCCAACGCAAACGAAGUCCUAGGCGUGCUGCACGCCUUCUACGGCGCAGGCGGCGUCAUCGCCCCGCUGAUAGCAACAACAAUGAUCACAAAGGCCGGGCUGGAGUGGUACCACUUCUACUACAUCAUGAUCGGCGCCGCCGUGGUCGAGCUCACCGCCACCGUGACGGCCUUCUGGAGGGCCACGGGGAAAGUAUUCCUCGACUCCCACCCAAAGACCACCGACAGCGCGGGCAACUCGAGCCUCAAGGAGGCCCUCCUCACCAUGCCCGCCGCCCGCGUCACCUGGCUGUGCGCCCUGUUCCUGCUGUGCUACGUCGGCGUCGAGGUUGCCCUCGGCGGCUGGAUCGUCAAGUUCAUGCUCGAGGUCCGCCACGGGGACCCCUUCGCGUCCGGCAUGACCGCCACGGGGUUCUGGCUCGGCAUCACCGUCGGCCGUGUCGUGCUUGGCUUCGUCACGCCCUUGCUCGGUGAGAAGCUGGCCGUCAUGAUAUACAUCCCCGCCGCCAUGGGCCUCGAGCUCCUGUUCUGGCUCGUCCCGCAGUUCAUCGUCUCCGCCGUCGCCGUGUCGCUGCAGGGCUUCUUCCUCGGCCCCCUGUUUCCCGCCACCGUCGUCGCCGCCACCAAGUCGCUGCCCAAGCACUUGCACGUCGGCGCCGUCGGCUUUGCGGCUGCCUUUGGCGGUGGCGGCGCCGCCAUCCUGCCCUUCGCGGUUGGUGCCAUCGCCCAGGCAAAGGGCGUCGGCGUGCUCCAGCCCGUCAUCCUGGCAUUUCUGGGCGCCUUGUUGCUGCUGUGGUUAGGCUUGCCCAAUUUCAGCAAGAAGAAGGAUUAAAGAAGCCCAUCCAUCAUUGGGCAUUCAUUUGCAUACGGCGCUGGAUAUUCGCAUUCCAAGGUUCGCAUGGUGGCAGUUCUGGUGUCCAGGCACUCUCGGUUCCCAGGUUCUCAAAAGCAGAAAAGCGAUGUGUUUUACUGUUACGCGUUCUAAAUUUGACGAGCAACGAUGUGAUCUU